This is a messenger RNA of Calypte anna (Anna's hummingbird), 4694 nucleotides long. It is a transcript of the gene HID1, whose product is annotated as HID1 domain containing. Lineage: Eukaryota; Metazoa; Chordata; Aves; Apodiformes; Trochilidae. Bases 175 to 2565 code for a protein of 796 amino acids. The record is from RefSeq and is a predicted model, not a curated record. The transcript has 19 exons. Gene Ontology annotation, cellular component: Golgi trans cisterna; membrane; Golgi medial cisterna.
ACAGGAGGCAGAGAGGGAAAGCUGCCGGCGCGGGGAAGGGGAUGGCGGCAGCGGCGGCCCGAGGGGGGGAGGCGGGAUCGGCGGCGGCGGCGUGAGGGGACGGCCCUGCCCGGACCGGCCCGGCCCUGCCCGCGGCGGCUGGAAGGCCGCAGCCCCGCCGAACCGGGCCGCACCAUGGGCAGCGCCGACUCCAAGCUCAACUUCAGGAAGGCGGUGAUCCAGCUCACCACCAAGACACAGCCCGUGGAGGCAACAGAUGAUGCCUUUUGGGACCAGUUUUGGGCAGACACAGCCACUUCAGUGCAGGAUGUCUUUGCCCUCGUGCCCGCUGCAGAGAUUCGAGCAGUGAGAGAGGAAUCACCUUCAAACUUGGCAACUUUGUGUUAUAAGGCUGUGGAGAAGCUGGUGCAGGGAGCAGAGAGUGGCUGCCACACAGAGAAGGAAAGGCAAAUUGUCUUGAACUGCUGCCGGCUCCUCACCCGUAUCCUGCCUUACAUCUUUGAGGACCCAGACUGGAGAGGUUUCUUCUGGUCAACUGUUCCUGGGGCUGGCAGAGGAGGGGGAGAUGAAGAUGAUGAGAAUGCCCGCCCACUGGCUGAGUCCUUGCUCCUUGCUGUUGCAGAUCUCCUCUUCUGCCCCGAUUUCACUGUGCAGAGCCACAGGAGGAGUACAGUGGACACAGCAGAAGAUAUCCACUCCAUUGACAGCUGUGAGUACAUCUGGGAGGCAGGAGUGGGCUUUGCUCAUUCUCCACAGCCUAACUACAUCCAUGACUUGAAUAGGACAGAGCUGCUGAAGCUGCUGCUGACCUGUUUCUCUGAGGCCAUGUAUCUGCCUCCCUCCUCAGACAGCAGCAAUGCCAACCCCUGGGUGCAGUUCUUCUGCUCCACAGAGAACAGACAUGCUCUCCCACUCUUCACCUCACUCCUGAACGUUGUCUGUGCCUACGACCCCGUGGGUUAUGGGAUUCCUUACAAUCAUCUCCUGUUCUCUGAUUACCGUGAGCCCCUGGUGGAGGAGGCAGCCCAGGUGCUGAUUGUCACUUUGGACUAUGACAGCUCCACUAGUUCAAGUCCCACUGUGGAUGGCACGACCACUGGCACAGCCAUGGAUGAUGUGGAUCCUCCUGGCCCAGACAAUUUGUUUGUGAAUUAUCUCUCAAGAAUACACCGAGAGGAGGACUUCCAGUUCAUCCUGAAAGGAGUGGCACGCUUGUUAUCAAACCCACUGGUCCAGACCUACCUGCCAAACUCUGCCAAGAAGAUCCAAUUCCAUCAGGAACUCCUUGUCCUCUUCUGGAAACUCUGUGACUUCAACAAGAAAUUCCUCUUCUUUGUGCUGAAGAGCAGCGAUGUUCUGGAUAUUCUUGUCCCAAUCUUGUAUUUUCUCAAUGAUGCCAGAGCAGACCAGUCACGAGUGGGCUUGAUGCACAUUGGGGUCUUUAUCCUCCUGCUGCUCAGCGGGGAGCGGAACUUUGGGGUUCGCCUGAACAAGCCCUACUCUGUACGAGUGCCUAUGGACAUCCCUGUCUUCACAGGGACACAUGCAGACCUGCUCAUCAUAGUCUUUCACAAGAUCAUAACCAGCGGGCACCAGCGGCUGCAGCCUCUCUUUGACUGCCUGCUCACCAUCGUUGUGAACGUGUCUCCAUACCUGAAGUCUCUCUCCAUGGUGGCUGCUAAUAAGCUGCUGCAUCUCCUGGAGGCUUUUUCCACAACCUGGUUCCUAUUCUCAGCUGUCCAGAACCAUCAUCUUGUUUUCUUCCUCCUGGAAGUUUUCAACAACAUAAUUCAGUACCAAUUUGAUGGGAAUUCCAACUUGGUCUAUGCCGUUAUCCGGAAGCGGAACGUGUUUCACCAGCUGGCCAACCUCCCCACUGACUCCCAGGCCAUCCAGAAGGGGCUGCAGCGCAAGAAGAAAACUCCUGAGCCUAUUUCCCGGACCAACUCCCAGGAUGGGGUCUCCAUGGAAGGCUCACGUCCUGCAGCCCCUGCAGAACCAGGGACGUUGAAGACAAGCUUGGUAGCUACUCCAGGAAUUGACAAGCUCACAGAGAAGUCACAGGUGUCAGAGGAUGGGACCAUGCGUUCCCUGGAACCUGAGUCUUCACAGCCUCCACCAGAGGGUAACUUCCCCUCAGCUGUCAGCGAUGGGGAGGCCUGGAGUGGGGAGGCAGCACAUCCCCGACGAGAUCGGAGGCGUCUCUCGAGUGCAUCCUCCAGUGGGCAGUGGACUCCAACUCCUGACUGGGUGAUGUCUUGGAAGUCAAAGCUUCCCCUGCAGACAAUCAUGCGGCUCUUACAGGUGCUGGUCCCUCAGGUGGAGAAGAUCUGCAUUGACAAGGGUCUCACUGAUGAAUCAGAGAUCCUCAAGUUCUUGCAGCAUGGCACUCUGGUGGGGCUGCUGCCUGUCCCUCACCCCAUCCUCAUCCGCAAGUACCAGGCCAACUCGGGCACUGCCAUGUGGUUCCGGACCUACAUGUGGGGAGUUAUUUAUUUGAGGAAUGUGGAUCCCCCCAUCUGGUAUGACACAGAUGUGAAGCUGUUUGAAAUUCAACGGGUCUAAGAGAGCACUUACCUCCACUAAGAGAAAUACACUGGACCUAAGGACUGCUGUGUGCUGCUUCAUCACAGCUAUUCCUGCGUUUCACAUCCAGCUGAGAGACCAAAAGGACAAUCACUUCAUUUACCUCCCUGUCAUUUAAAGCUUUAAUUGGGACCUGCUUGGACAUCCCUCCCCCAAGCUCACUUUUCUUCCCUCACCCUUCACCAUGAACCUUGAGUGAAAAAUGUCUUAAGGGAUUGUCCAUUGUUGUGGUUGCACUAGAAAUCAGACUGUUCUUAGCUCUUCUAUUACUCUUUUGCUCCUGGAUGUGGUUUGGAAACCAAUCUGACCCUGUUCUUGCCCUGGUCAGAAUCAGCAUUUAUUGAAAAGGAUUAGCUGUAAAUGGGGUGCAAGGGAGAAGCUGCUAUUCCUGCAGGAGAUGGGGUUUGGAAACUGCAGUUACUUUCAUGUGGCUUCAUAAAGUUUCUGGGCCAUCCCUUCUGGCUGCAGGUGUCUCCUGGGUGUCUCAGGGGAAGUCUUGGUAGGGAAGUCUUUCCCAUCCAAAUGAAAGGAGAAAGUUGUUGAAGGAAAACUUUGUGUCUCAGUUCUGAAUCUCUCUACUCCUUUCCUAGAAAGCUGCUUAAGAAGGUUUGGAGUAGCCAGUGCUUCAGUGUGGCAUGAGGAGUCUUUCCUUGGCUCCCAGGCCUGUCCUUUGUGGUGGGUUGUGGCAGUGGAGAGUGUUUCCCUUCAAAAAGUCCUGUUUGAUCCCUGGGAGCAGACAGGAAGGGACUGGCUCACUGAGAGCAAGAAGAGAUGUGACUGUUAAAGUCUCUUAGCCUUCUGUUGACUGAAAGGACAAUGUCACCUGGGUUUGAAAGGAACCAUCUCCUUCCAUCUUUGCCUGGCAGGCUGAUGCAGUGAGGGGAGUGGAAGGGUCUUUGCACAUUACUGUCUAAGGCAAGGGAUUGAGGGAGGCACUCAGGGAAGUUGUGGGAGGAAUUUGGAAAUUGUUGGAAGAAAAGCUUCUCCAUGUCACUGGCGUGGAGAGUACUGAGGCAAAGUUCAGUUCUUCAGGGCAUUUUGUGAGUGACCAAGUUACCAGAUCUUGAAUGUAUCGGGUCCCAAGCAUGUGACAUCUGGGAAGCCAGAGUCAGAAUUGGUGGCAGAGCUGCUGUUGCAGGCUUGGUUUAGAUGAAUGGGGUUGCACAUCAAUAGGUGAAGACACCCUGGGGUUUGAAUCAGGUUUUUUUUGUUCUGCUGGGAAGGACUGCUGUCUUACACCUGCAUGGUCUUUAGACAAUGAAAGGUGAGGGGUUCCUGUCAUUAACUGAGACCUUUUACCUCUCCACCAAAGUUUAGUCCUUGGUGCUCUGGUAUUCAGGCUCUUGAGAGGAUUGUGAGCUGCUUGUUGUAGUUCAGAACCAGUGAGGUCACUCUAUGGAAACUGGUCUCAUGUUCAAGUAAAGGGAACAUGUGGCAAACACUAUUGUGUCUUGUAACACUUCUCUAGGUUUUGAAGCUUGGGGGAGAUCACUUCAGACAGAAAGAAACAGGACAGGACCAUCCUCUUCUAGAGACAGUGCUGCUCUAGUCCCCUGCUGGCUCUUCUGCCUUCUAAUCAGGUGGUUUCCUCCACUGAGGACUGAAAGGGGACUGGCACCCCAGGCCAGUUGAAAGCUGAAAUAAAACCUGAGUGGUUUUCUGAAGGAUAAGAAAGGUGUGAAGUAGAGAGGUUAAUCCCCAUUCCAGCCCCACCUCCAGCCCACUUUGCUAUCCAGCCCUGCUCCAAUCCUGACCCUGUCUGUUCAGAUGUCAGCAGGGGGAGGUUUCUGUUGCACUUGGGAUCUCUCUCCUGUAUAAGAAUGUGAUUUGGUGGGGGCAGCCUCUGAUUGUAUGGCUCUUGCACCUCACAGCUGGAAUGGGGCAUCUUGUGCCCCACACGCUUGCCUCUUCCCUCCAAUGGAUCUGCUGGUUCUCAUGAUCUCUUCCAUCCUCUCUUUUCUGCUUUGUUUCUUUGUGAGUUUCUCUGGAAGCUUUUUUUUGUUUGUUUCUUGGUGUUUGGAGUCUGAUCCUUGUUCUGUGGAAAUCAACUUGCACUGUAAACUAUUUGCUUAUUUACAGAGAGAAAGAUAAAGAUUAUCUGAAACAUG